This is a messenger RNA of Owenia fusiformis, 2849 nucleotides long. The record is from the annotation of a GenBank genome assembly. NCBI's taxonomy places the organism in Eukaryota, Metazoa, Annelida, Polychaeta, Sabellida, Oweniidae.
AUCUAAUGGCCACCGAGGCGCUAUUGAUGAUAUAUAGUUGUAAGUUAGCCCACAAUCUUCAAUCGUACAGUCAUAUGAUCGAUUAGAUACGUGACGUGAGGCAGCUCAGGUUAUAAUGGCUUACAUGUCUUACAUAUUGAAUGAUUAACUGACUAAAAUAUUGGAAAUAUAUUUCUGGGCCUGAUGGAAAUUUUUAUCAAGUUCGGAAUUAUUUCCUGAUAGUACGUAGCCUAGCUAGACUAAAUCUAAUAUUAUUCUUGAAUGAGACCAACAGGAGGAAAUCUGCUAGAGGUCCCUUUCUGAAAUAAACAAGGGUGUAGAUCUACAGUGGACUCUGAAAGAGAGACAAGGAAAGGCUGGUCUCUGACAUCUCCUUUUUACUGGCCAAUCAUAACAGCCUAUUAAUCAGCAUCAAGAGUCUUAUUAAGCUUGAACAAAUGCCUGAGUUGACAUAUAAAGAAUGUCUACAAUUGCGGCAAAAUUAUAUUGGGAAGUCAUGUAAGUUGCACUUUGAGUCAGCACCAGUGAAGAUGGUGCGAGCUUCCAAGCAGUACAUGUAUGAUGACGCUGGCACUGAGUAUUUGGAUGGCAUCAACAACGUUGCACACGUUGGCCAUUGUCACCCACAGGUAGUACACGCAGGUCAGCAGCAGAUGGCACGGUUGUCAACAAAUUUUGGUUUCCUUACUGAUGUUCAAGGCAUGUAUGCUAAACGACUCCUAGAGACAUUCCCAGAACCCCUCAAUGUCUGCUUCUUAGUGAAUUCUGGAUCAGAGGCAAAUGACUUGGCCUUGAGACUUGCUCGUGCCUAUACCAAGAAAAAGGACAUCAUAUGUGUGGAUAAUGCCUACCAUGGCAACUUAGGAUCUUUGAUAAAUAUCAGUCCAUGUCGCUUCAAGAAGAUGCAGGAUUUUGUGAAAGAAGAUUGGGUUCAUGUGGCACCAGUGCCUGAUGUCUACAGAGGUAUUCACAGAGAUACAAGCAACCCUGGUCAGAAGUAUGCUACUGAAGUUGCAAAGAUCAUCACACAUGCUCAUGCUAACAACAGACAGAUUGCGGGAUAUAUAUCUGAGCUGACCAUGACGAAUGCAGGAGUCAUCAAACCCCCAAUAGAUUAUUUUAAACUUAUUUACAGCAUUGUACGUGGUGCAGGUGGAGUGUGCAUUGCUGAUGAGAUCCAAACAGGCCUUGGCAGAGUUGGUGAACAUUGGUGGGCUUUCCAGCAUUUUGAUGUGGUACCUGACAUAGUGACAUGUGGGAAACCUAUGGGUAAUGGACAUCCCAUGGCUGCAGUGGUGACUUCCCAUCAGAUAGCAGACUGCCUUGGAGACUUCAUAAGCACAUAUGGGGGUAAUCCUGUAGCCUGUGCCAUUGGACUUUCUGUGCUGGACAUCAUUCACAAUGAGAAGUUGAUGAGUGCUGCCAAGUCAGUGGGACGCUGUCUCCUAGAGGGCUUCAAAGCUAUCUUACCACUUCACACCACCAUGGGUGAUGUCAGGGGACUCGGGAUGGUUGUGGGUGUUGAGAUUGUCACGGACAAAGAGAGUCGCAAACCUUCAAAAGAAGUGGCAGAAAUGCUAUCAUACAAAUUGAAGAAUGAUGCUAGAAUGCUAGUGGCAAAUGAUGGGCCUGACAAGAAUGUUAUGACACUUGUGCCUCCACUCUGCUUCACCACUGACAAUGCCAAACAACUAGUCACUAAAUUUGACAAACUAUUGAAAGAAAUAGAAGAUGGCCUUUUGGGAAAAGACACCUCAAAAUCUAUUGAUGAUGGGAAAAUAUCAUUAGAUAUGAUUUCAGGAAUUGAAUCAGAUUCUGACUCUGAUGAAAGUGAGGCUAAACGUGCCAGAUAUGAUGACGUUGAUUGAAGAUUGACAAAGAUUGAAGACAUGUGCAAUGUUGCCUAUCAUUUAAAGGCACAUUUUUAUGUUACUGCCUUAAAAUCUCAAAACAAAGUGACAUUCCUGUUGUAAUUCAGUAUGCAUCAUUUGGAACAUGUUUAAACUGUAGACAUCAUCAAUGAAAAGGCAAAGAUUGAGAGUGCCAUUUGUCCAAUGCUUAAAAAGUAUCACUUUACUGUGUAUUGUGCUGUCAAGAAAUAUGAAGUUAUUUUGUAAGAACAGUGCAGAAGUUGACACACUGGUAUAGAUAUAUGUUAGAGACAGACAGAUAAACCAAAUAUGGCUAUGACUUCAGUCUAAAUUCUUACAAGACACUGGUUAAAAAUAACCACAUUGGCCUCGGAUGGACUUGAAACACAGAAAUGUAUAUCCAAUAGGUUAAGACCCCAAUAGUAAUUUGUUCAGUGUUUUAAUCAGUUUUCUUAUUUAUUAAUCAAAUGAUUUAAAUGCUGGAAAUUUUGUAAGUCUACCUUGUUCAUUCUUAACUAGAAAUAUGCAGAGUCCAUUAAAUCAAUAUGUGUAUACAUAUAUGUUUUUAAAUAGGCCACAAAUCUGUAGCUCUUUGAGUGCUCAUAAGAAGGGGUGUAUUAACUAUCAUGAUAAUUACACUUUGAGUUUUGAUUGCCAUAUUGGCCAGUUGUCAAAGGCGUGCUUAUACACUGUACAUUGUAUUGUAUUGCUCAAUUUUAGUAUAGUUGUAUUUUUGUAGUAAAUGUAUAUUACAUAAAAUGUAUAUAUGUUUUGUAAGUCUUUGAAAGAUAAAUGUCUGACACAAAGCUAAUAUAUAAAGUGAAAUCUAGAAUUGAAUGCUUGAUUCAAAGUGGCCAUUUUGGAUUUUCUGUUGCAACAUUUUGUCUGGAAGUCUUACAUAUAUUUAAUUUUAAGCUUUCAUGGAUGUUUCUUUGUAUGAUAUUCUAGAACAGACUAGUUUUAGGCAUACAGUAAAAC